CCAUGCAGAAUAUCGUAUGAUCCCACCAGAUACCCCAAGUACAUUCCCGAGGCCUACUGCCUGUGCCGGGGCUGCCUCACGGGCGCCUUCGGCGAGGAGAACUUGCGCUUCCGCAGCACGCCCGUGUACAUGCCCACCGUGAUCCUGCGGCGCACGGCCGCCUGUGCCGGUGGCCGCUACGUCUACACCGAGGACUACGUGACCGUGGCCGUGGGCUGCACGUGCGUGCCCGAGCAGGACAAGGAGGCUGAGGGCACCAACUCCAGCAUGGACAAGCAGGAAGCGAAGCUGCUCGGCAGCCAGAACAAGCCGUCGCCGGAGUGA
Tinamus guttatus (white-throated tinamou) is the source of this 324-nucleotide messenger RNA. NCBI's taxonomy places the organism in Eukaryota, Metazoa, Chordata, Aves, Tinamiformes, Tinamidae. The record is from RefSeq and is a predicted model, not a curated record.